UAUUUGACAUUCUUCGGCAUCGAGUUGUCAACGUCAGUGUUAUUUAUCAUAAGUUUUUAGAUAGAAUUUUUGGUACUGAUGUCUUAAAAACUGAAAAUAAAGCUUCAUCCCACACAAUAUUUACAUAAGCACUUCCUUUACUUAGCUGCUGAAGCCAAAAUUUUCUUGGUUUUAAGGAAAUUACGUUAGUUUACUAAAGCCAUGCCUGCCGUUAGGGGAGAUGGCAUGCGAGGCCUAGCAGUUUUCAUAUCAGAUAUAAGAAAUUGUAAAAGCAAGGAAGCAGAAAUAAAGAGAAUAAAUAAAGAACUAGCAAAUAUACGUAGUAAAUUCAAAGGUGAUAAGACUUUAGAUGGAUACCAAAAGAAAAAAUAUGUGUGCAAAUUGUUGUUUAUAUUUUUGCUUGGACAUGAUAUUGAUUUUGGACACAUGGAAGCUGUGAAUCUUCUGUCGUCAAAUAAAUACUCUGAAAAGCAAAUAGGAUAUCUAUUCAUAUCUGUGCUGGUUAAUACAAAUAGCGAACUGAUCAAACUUAUAAUACAGAGUAUAAAAAACGAUUUAGCUUCGAGAAACCCUAUCCAUGUAAAUUUGGCUCUACAAUGCAUUGCCAAUAUUGGUAGCCGUGAGAUGGCAGAAGCGUUUGGUAAUGACAUACCAAAGCUGUUAGUGUCAGGAGACACAAUGGAUGUUGUCAAGCAAAGUGCGGCUCUGUGUUUGUUAAGAUUGUUUAGAACAUCCCAAGAUAUCAUUCCUGGAGGGGAGUGGACUUCCCGUAUUAUUCACUUACUUAAUGACCAACAUAUGGGUGUUGUUACUGCAGCCACAAGUUUAAUAGAUGCUCUUGUCAAAAAGAACCCUGAGGAAUAUAAGGGGUGCGUUUCAUUGGCUGUAUCACGGCUAAGUAGAAUUGUUACAGCUAGUUAUACAGAUCUGCAGGAUUAUACAUAUUAUUUUGUACCGGCGCCUUGGCUCUCUGUUAAGCUUUUACGUUUGCUUCAAAAUUAUACUCCCCCAGCUGAAGAUCCUGGUGUACGUGGCCGACUGAAUGAAUGUUUAGAAACUAUAUUGAACAAAGCGCAGGAGCCCCCAAAAUCAAAGAAAGUCCAACAUUCAAACGCCAAAAAUGCUGUUUUAUUUGAGGCAAUUAGUCUUAUUAUUCACAACGAUAGUGAAGCAAAUUUACUAGUACGAGCCUGUAACCAAUUGGGGCAGUUUUUAAGCAAUCGCGAAACCAACUUACGAUAUUUGGCCCUAGAAUCAAUGUGCCAUUUGGCAACCUCCGAAUUCUCACAUGAGGCUGUUAAAAAACACCAAGAAGUUGUUAUACUCUCUAUGAAGAUGGAGAAAGACGUGUCUGUUAGGCAACAGGCAGUAGAUCUGCUGUAUGCUAUGUGCGAUAAAAGUAAUGCCGAAGAAAUUGUACAGGAAAUGUUAAAUUAUUUAGAAACCGCAGAUUAUUCUAUAAGAGAGGAAAUGGUGCUAAAAGUGGCCAUAUUAGCAGAGAAAUAUGCAACUGACUACACUUGGUAUGUGGACGUUAUACUAAAUUUGAUAAGGAUUGCUGGAGACUAUGUAUCUGAAGAAGUUUGGUAUCGCGUGAUCCAGAUAGUUAUCAACAGGGAUGAGGUUCAAGGUUACGCGGCUAAGACCGUUUUCGAGGCAUUGCAGGCUCCAGCAUGUCACGAAAAUAUGGUUAAAGUAGGAGGUUAUAUUUUAGGAGAAUUUGGUAAUCUAAUUGCUGGUGAUCAAAGAUCCUCACCAGCGGUCCAGUUUCAAUUGCUACAUUCGAAAUACCAUUUAUGCUCACCCAUGACCAGAGCGCUGUUAUUAUCCACAUACAUCAAAUUUAUAAAUUUGUUCCCUGAAAUAAGAACUCAGGUUCAAGAGGUGUUCAGACAAGACAGCAAUCUGCGCUCAGCGGAUGCUGAACUACAGCAGCGGGCCUCUGAAUAUCUUCAGCUGAGCAUCAUCGCCAGUCCAGAUGUUCUCGCUACCGUGCUGGAAGAAAUGCCCGCAUUUCCCGAGAGGGAGAGUUCAAUUUUGGCAGUUCUUAAAAAGAAGAAACCGGGCAGGGUGCCAGAGAAUGAUGUCAAAGAGAACAAAAGUCCCACUCCUGUUGCCAACCACACCAAUAAUGAUGUCAGUUCCAGUAACGCAGGUUCUACGGAUUUACUCGGAUUGUCCACGCCUCCAACAUCCCAACCAAAUAAUUCUAGCACGGGAGUAUUAUUGGACGUGCUAGGGGACAUUUAUAACAAACCUGUAAAUAACGUGUCUCCUUCUCCCACUUGGGUGGCCGAUGUUAAAAAGUUUGUUUGUAAAAAUAACGGCGUCUUAUUCGAAAACGAUUUAAUUCAAAUCGGCGUGAAAAGCGAAUUUCGCCAAAAUCUCGGGAGACUCGGAUUAUUUUACGGCAACAAGACCAACACCAUGUUGCUUAACUUCCUACCCACGUUGCUCUGGUCCGAAGAACAAGCUCAAAAACUGAGCGUGCAAAUGAAACCGGUGGACUUAAUUUUAGAAGCCGGUGCUCAAAUUCAGCAAAUGAUCAACGCCGAAUGCAUCGAUGACUACACUGAUACUCCAAGUAUAUUAAUCUCUUUUGUACAUAGUAGCCAUACACAGAAGAUUACAGUGAAACUUCCUUUGACCAUAAACAAGUUCUUCGAACCGACCGAAAUGAAUGGAGAAUCGUUCUUCGCCAGGUGGAAAAACUUGGGAAACGCCAAUCAGCAACGAUCUCAGAAAAUAUUCAAAGCUUCCCAACCGAUGGACUUGCAAGCCGCCAGACAAAAAAUGAUCGGGUUCGGAAUGCAACUUCUGGACGGCAUAGAUCCGAAUCCGGAGAACUUUGUCUGCGCAGGCAUCAUACACAUGCGCAGUCAACAAGUAGGGUGUUUGCUCCGUCUAGAACCUAAUAAGAAUGCACAAAUGUAUCGACUGACGGUACGAUCUAGUAAAGAGAGUGUUUCGGUCGAAAUCUGCGAACUGUUAGCCGAACAAUUUUAAGGUAUCUAUUUUCUGCUGUCUAAACAUUACAUUCCAAUCUUUAUACUCCACAUAAGAAAACUUCAGAUUCGAUAAUGUAUGUUGAUUAUGUUAUUGAUGUGAACGUGAAACACUCCAGAUCCUCCUGUGUAAGGAAUUGUUUUACCAUUUUCCUUGAUGAAAAUUUCAGAUGUUGCGGUAAGUUUUGAAGUCGUUAUUUAUUUUCGCCCUUAGAUUGCUGUUACGUGUGUUUUUUUUUUAAAUAUGAAUGUAAUUAUAGCGCAAAUGGUCGACAAAGUACGCCAAACUUUGCAAAACCAGACCAAAAAUCGUAAAAUAACUUUUAUUAAAUGUUGAUCUUAGAAAAAUACAGACUGUAUAUUUUUCCCCAGUAAUUGUUACUAGCAGAUUGAUUUUCCAAAUGAAUUACUUUUAGCGUUUUAUGUUUUCUCUAUUGUUUAUCUCGUACAACAGUACUCAAUAUUUAUUAAUUGAUUCUUGUUUUAAACAAAAUAUUUAUAUAUUAUUAUGUUCGUUUAUGUUUUGUUUUCGAUUUGAAAUCUAUUGCCAUAUCAUAAAUCUUCAUUCAGUUGCAGUUCUCGCACAUGUAACUUGUAAUUUGACAAUGAUAUGUUGGGUAAAACUACUCAUAGCUGUCGUCAGAUUAUGGUAGUAUAUAGGGUUCAACCGUCAAAUUUGCAAGUUGCAGGUGUUGAAUUAGAAGAUUUAGAAUUCAUAUUCAGCCCUAUAUAUCGUCGACAAAAAAAAACUGCUUAUCAGUUUGUAUAUUAUAUAAUUUAAGUUCCACUAGAACUUCAUGUAUAAAUUAUUUUAUGAAAGAGAUCUGCUUUAUCGAAUAAGUUUUUAAUGUUUGCUAAAAGAUGUAAAUUUAUUUAGUUUGUAGUAUAUCUGUAAAAAAUAUGCAUUGUAUAAUUUACCAGUCAUGUUAUGUAAUUAGUUCAUAUUUAAAUAUAUAGAAAUUC
Messenger RNA from Cylas formicarius (sweet potato weevil), 3968 nucleotides. RefSeq names its product AP-2 complex subunit alpha (gene AP-2alpha). The transcript is spliced from 14 exons. Bases 202 to 3006 code for a protein of 934 amino acids. Gene Ontology annotation, cellular component: membrane coat; AP-2 adaptor complex. The record is from RefSeq and is a predicted model, not a curated record. NCBI's taxonomy places the organism in Eukaryota, Metazoa, Arthropoda, Insecta, Coleoptera, Brentidae. Gene Ontology annotation, molecular function: clathrin-cargo adaptor activity. Gene Ontology annotation, biological process: clathrin-dependent endocytosis; intracellular protein transport.